AUUCAUCUCACACUGCCAGGAUGUUCAACGCACUCCAAACAGUUGUCAUAGCAAUUAUCCUGGCUCCCGCCGCCUCGAAGAUCCCUCUUUUCAUUGGUGGAUUCUUCCCUAUGACGUCAAUGUAUUACGACGGAUGGACGGGAGGCAAUGGGAUCCUGCCUGCUGCUGAUAUGGCGUUAGAACACAUCAACAGUGCUGGGAUUCUUGGUGACUAUGAAUUGAAAAUGAUAUGGAAUGACACUCGGGGAUCUCCAGGAUGGACCGAACAUCUCUUAUAUCAAUUCCUCUCAAGUUCUCCUCGAAAAAUUAUGCUGCUGGGGGCUGGGUACUCGUCUUGUAGUACUGUCGUGGCGGCUUUGGCUGGACUCAAUCCAUGGCGAAUACCACAGAUCUCGUAUGCGUCCACAUCACCCGCUCUAUCAGACAAGAUCUUGUAUCCCUACUUCUACCGAACAAUCCCAGAUGAUACCUCCUUCAACGCCCCUCGUUUCGCUAUACUCAAGACAUUCAACUGGUCCCAUGUAGGGAUUAUCUAUCAAGACGAAGAUAUACACAGAGCGGCGGUGGAACAUCUUCAACUUGAUAUAAGAAGCCGCGGGAUGAGGGAACUCACUGCUGAGGCGUUUAGAAACAGUGCUACUACUCAAAUGGCGAAUCUCAAGGCAAUUUCAGGUGGCUCUCCACCUUCUGAUCGCAUUCAACAAGUAAACAAACUCAUUUCUCCCUCAUUAAUACUUUACGGAUUCAUGGUCAGCACGAGCAUUAUCUGCAUCCUCAUUGCCUUUUUCUUCCUAUGGUUCAACACACGCCACAAAAAUAUCCGCUACAUCAAAAUGUCAAGUCCCAACCUGAACAAUAUCAUUAUUUUGGGAUGCGUGCUAAACUAUGUGUCUGUGGCUACUUUUGGAUUAGAUGGAUCUCUAGUGGAUCAUAGCUAUCAUUUUAUCUGUGCAAGUCGUUCUUGGACCCUUUCACUCGGUUUUAGUCUCGCUUAUGGCGCAAUGUUUUCAAAGACAUGGCGAGUACACACUAUAUUCACCAAUAGGAAGCUAAGAGGAAAGAUUGUUAAAGACCGUCAUCUACUGGCUAUUGUCUUUUUAUUGCUAGUGGUUGAUGUUACAUAUCUCAUCAUUUGGCAAAGCAUCGAUCCUCUUAAGCGAAUAUUGUACGAGGCUGAAGUUGAGGUGUCCUCACAUAACCACGUAGAGAUAGUAUACCAAAUGGAACACUGCCAGUCUUCCUCCACCUAUCUUUGGCUAGGAAUACUCUUUGGUUAUAAAGGAAUUUUACUUCUGUUUGGUGCGUUCUUGGCUUGGGAGACCAGGAAAGUCACUAUUACUGCUCUUAACGACUCAAAAUAUAUUGGUUUCUCAGUUUAUAAUGUAUUUAUUCUGUGUGCUAUUGGGGUUCCUGUGUCGCUGGUUCUCAAGGAUCAUCCCGAUGCAUCAUUCUCUAUAAUAUCUAUUCUAAUCAUCUUUGGGACAUCGUUAACUAUUUGUUUCGUAUUCAUACCCAAGGUAACAGAAUUACGUAAGCACAUGCAGGUGGGUGGUCGACCCGAACCAAUUGAACGCACCUUCACAGUAGGGAGUGUUUCACGUAAUAACCUGGACGAUGGUCUAUCUACACUAAACAGUAACCAUAGAAGAGAAAUACAGGAGUAUAAAGACAAACUAGAAGAGAAAGAAGAAGAAAUCAUUACCCUUCGCAAACGACUUCAAGGUUACGAGGAAAUAGCAGAUUCCAGUAAAAAACAAUGCCAGGACACCUUAAAAAUCAAUAAUCUACAAGCAGCAAACACCAUAUGAUAUGUUAAAAAUAUACAGUUCUUGGUCGGCUCAAACGGCUAAAACAUUUGUGUUGGAAACUUACUACAAGACCCAGGGACGUAGCCAAGGGGGCCAAGGGGGCCCGCUCCCCCAUCCUCGCGCUGUAGAACCUCCACCCCUGUAAUGCCCUGGGAGUGAGGUCCAGAUAGAAAUGAAAGACAUGAGAUGGAAUUGGAUUCAGAAAUUGAUUUUUACGGAUGGAGGAAAGACUGAAGAACCUGGAUAAAAAUAUUUGAAUAACUGACAAGGAUAAGGAAAUUGCAGUACGAUUUUUCGAAAUAAGAAUCCCAAAUAGGAGAUAUCGGAGUUACACUCUAGUGCCUUCAGAACGUUUCUAUACAUUUCAUUGUAUUGACCCAAAUGCCUCGACUUGAAACGUUUGAAGGCAACAGAGUUUAACUCCGAUAUCUGCUAUUGUUUUUGCUGAACAAAAGCAACUAGCUCUUUCUUUCUUUCUUUCUUUUUUUUUAAGGAAAAAAUAUAGAUGCGGUGGUAUUCGAAUACACGCUUGGCUCGAGAAAUUAGAUAUUCAAUUUAAAGAAAAAAAGAAAAAA
Molecule: messenger RNA, 2383 nt
Organism: Actinia tenebrosa (Australian red waratah sea anemone)
Lineage: Eukaryota; Metazoa; Cnidaria; Anthozoa; Actiniaria; Actiniidae
Product: gamma-aminobutyric acid type B receptor subunit 2
Biological process (GO): G protein-coupled receptor signaling pathway; gamma-aminobutyric acid signaling pathway
Cellular component (GO): G protein-coupled receptor heterodimeric complex; membrane
Molecular function (GO): G protein-coupled GABA receptor activity
Source: RefSeq, a predicted model, not a curated record